GCUCUUGAUCCUCUUGCUGCUGUUUUCGCUUCAUUGCAUCUUCCCUGCUACCACUGCAAUCUCAUUCAUCUUCUUAUCCAUCUUCUAUCGGUCGAUUGAUUGCUUGCUCGCUGCUGCUGCGGUGCGACGAGGAGGGGGACGAGGAAGAAUCGCAUUGGGUAUGAGCUUUGCUCGAGAUUCACUCUGGGGAGAAAUCUUGAGUGUCGUUGCUGUGGCCGGGUGGAGUACGGGCAGAGGAAGCAUACAACAGGGGGCGAUUUGGUGUCCUUCGGAGUGGAGAGUUGUGUGGUGGUGGUGGCAGUGGUAGACGAAGGAGGAGGAGGAGGAGGAGGGCAGAGGACGGGUGGGGAGUGUACAGAAGACUCUAGUCCUGGUCUCGUGGCUGCUGGCUCUUUGGGCUGGCUCGUCGUCCGCAGUUCCUGGUUCUGCGAUUUCCUCUUCGUGUGCAGGCGCAGGCGCAGAGGCCGAGAGGAACCUGGGCGGGAGAGCGCGAGGAUACGAGAGUGCAGAGGCUUAUAUUUUUUAUUUGGUUUUUUAGGGUUAAAGCGCAUUGAGCACAAUGACGGAAAGUAAAGGUGAAGCAAUGAGGGAGAGUGGUGGCGGUACGCCUCUUCGGCUCGAGUCUUGGAAGCUACGCGACGAAGGUAGCGGAAUACUGGGGUCAUCGAAGGUGUCACUUGGAGCUGAUUCUGAUUUCAAAGUGGGUGCAGAUAUUGCCGCUUCUGAAAAUAUCAUACCCCUGUCGCCGCAGUGGCUCUUUUCCAAGCCUACAGAAAGCAAACCACCCGUUGCCACCAUGGAACCCCCGCGGACACCGGGGACCCCAAGUCAUGGUGGGCUCACUAGUGAAGCUCUUAUAAAGGAGCGAUGGCGGGGUGAUGGUGUUGCCCGUGGGGAUGGAGGACGAGAUGUCGGUAGAGAAGGCGGUAGAGAUGGCGGUCGUGACGGAGGGCGGGAUGUGACUAGAGACGCAGAGAGGAAGCGGGAUUGGUGGAGAUCGAUAUCAUUGGAACGCGAUGCUGACAACAGUCGUCGUGAUCGCUGGCGGGAAGAGGAAAGAGAAAACAGCACUGCCGCGCGUAGGGAUCGAUGGAAAGAGGGAGAGAGGGAGACUGCAGAAACUCGUCGAGGGGAGAGAUGGGCUGAAAAUAAUGCAGGUAGAGACGCCACAGAACUCCGUCGCCUUCCGUCCGAUAGGUGGACCGACACAGCUAACAGGGAGACUAGCUUUGAGGCUCGGAGAGACAGUAAGUGGAGCACUCGUUGGGGUCCAGAAGACAAGGACAAAGAGUAUCGGAGAGAGAAAUGGUCAGAGCCUGAGAAAGAAGGAGAGGGCCACCGAGAUAGACACACUCCGAAUCCAAUAAAUAAUAGAGAAGGCGAGAGGGAAUCUGAUAAUGCCACUCGAGAUCGUGCAUGGCGUCCGCACUCGUUUAUGAGUCGCGGACGUGGAGAAGCUCCUCCUCCGGGAGCCACCCCACCAAAAUUUGCACCUGGUUUUGGUGUGGGAAGGGGAAGAGGAGAUGGGCCAAAUGUAGGUUUUGCUGCCGGUCGCGGUCGUGCAAAUUUUUCUGGAAGUGGUCUACUUCAUGGACCCCCGGCUGGAGGUCCUAUUGGUGCUCCACCUGUUCCUGAUAAAUGGGAUAGUAGUCAAGGGAAAUCUAGUCCUCUCCAGGACAAUAUGUUUCGGUACCCGAGGGGUAAGCUUCUUGAUGUUUAUAGGAAGGUUGGGAGCUCAUCGACUUUCACCAGAUAUCCGGAAGGAUUUACGGAAGUACCUCAGCUUACGCAACCGGAAGUCCUGGAGCCUCUUGCCUUUUUCCCUCCUGAUAUGGAAGAGGAGGUUGUCUUAGAAGGUAUUAGGAAGGGAGAGAUUGUUAGCAGCGGAGCCGUGCAUAACUCUACUGGAAAGGAUAACUCUACCACGGUCGUGACUACAGUAGGCCGCGGUCGAUUGGCCGCUGAAGAUGGACCAGGCCGAGGUAGAGGUCGUGGUCGUGGCAUAGGUGGUAAAGAAGAGGGACUUUUCGACAGUCAUAGGGAGGAUGAUUUCUUUGACGCUCCUGGAUUCGGUGAUGUCCGUGGAGGAGAUGGCGGUGCUUUUGACAAACUUGCAGAGGCACGGUACGCAGAUGCAGAUAGUGGUGAGACUUGGGAGCAACACAGUCGGAGUGAAAGUGCCCAGGACUUAGAAGGAGGUAGAGAGGAGGCUGGUUGGAGACAACGGAAGAGUGGAGAGGAUGGAGGCGCAAUUGGUAACUUCAGUAGAGAAGAUUCCGGUUGGCGACAGCGCAGCGAUGGUUCCUGGAGAAGUCGAAGGAACGGUGAUGAGUCAUCUGUACCUUCCAAGGACGAGAAGAAUUGGAGAAAUGAACGGAAUUCUCGAGAGGAAAAUAGUUGGCGGCAAAGUAGAGGCGAAGAUGACUCCAGAGAAGAAUACCCCGGUAGAUCUGAGAGGGGUCCUGGCCAAGAAAAAGAAAAAUCUUCUGGUAAUUUCGAAGACGAAAGUCCAAAUUCCAGCGUCAGUGAGAGGCGCUGGCACUCUGAGAAUUCCUAUCAGAGGAGCGUAGAUCAUGAGAAGUCUGAGGAACUGUCUUCCUCUGGUAUGGGCACAUCAGGUGCUACCAGGGGGAGCCAGUAUUCUGGAUCCUCUGACAGGGAGAUCUCCAACAAGCCCAACUCUCGUCACAUUCCACCAGAAGAGUUGAGUUUAUUUUACACAGAUCCGCAAGGAGAGAUGCAAGGGCCAUUUUUUGGCUCAGAUAUCAUUGAUUGGUUUGAAGCUGGUUUCUUUGGUGUUGAUCUUCCAGUGCGCCUCGCGGAUGCACCACCAAAUGCUCCAUUCACUUCCUUGGGAAAUGUAAUGCCACACUUGAAGCCGAAGGCCCGAGUGCCACCAGGAUUUGAUGCUCUGAAGCAGGUCGAAGAACAAAUCGAGGCUAUCUCAAAGAUCGAGGUCGAUAGUUUAUCUGUUAAUUUUGCACGGCAUACCAGCUUGUCGGCUUCUGGGACAGAUACUGGAAUGAUAGAGACAAAGGAGUUACAAGGUAAACCUCCUUUGCCGAAGAUGGAAGUCAUGAAUAAUGUUGUGGAUGCAUCUGAGGCUGCUUCAUUGUCUGGAGACACACGACUCAGUCGGGAAGACCAGAUGAAGGAAUCCUUUCUUGAUCCGAAAGAAGAUAUACCUGUGGAUAGGCUGUUCGGUCCCAGAGAUGGUCCAGGAUUGGAUAGAACGUACUCCAUGCGUCGUCGAAUGUCUGCAUUUCCUCGGGUUGAAUCAGAAGAAUUGGAAUCGGCCAGGCACCCCUCACCAAGUCUCUUUUCUCAGUGGGCCGGGCAAGACGGAGAGCCUCCAUCGUCAGUUAGUAUGGAGGCUCCAAUGCCCCUACCUAACCAUCAUUCUUUCAGGGGGCCUCCAUCAGCCAAUCACCUUCCAGUUUCCAGGCCGUCAGAUUUGCUGCCGAUGUUGCAGGGAGUGAACAGCCAUGUACCACUUGGACCUCAACCUGAUCGUGGCUGGCCUGACAUGCGGGGCGAUUUGAUGCGUUCUCUCUCAGACGUACCAUCUCCUCACCAUAACAUGCCUCCUGGUGGUGGGGUCGAUCACUCACAUAUUCACCCGCUGGAAAUGCAGCAUCUUCAACGAUUCGGUUUGAUGCAGGCAGGAGGUCUUCCUUCAAUUCAGCGUCAGCUAUCACAGCCCUCUCCGCAAGUGCUUCCUCACCAGCAACAGAUGCCAGCUGGUGGACCUGCACUGGAUCAAAUUCUUCGUCCUGGUCUUGCUCGUGAACUUCAAACGCUUAAUAUGAUACAGCAGCAGCAACAACAGCAGCAGCAGCAGCAGCAGUAUCAGCCUCCGUUGCCAAUCCCUCCAUCAGGGCCUGUCUUGGAUCAGCUUUUACGACUCCAGCAGCAGCAGCAACAACAACUACCUCCCCAAGUUUUGUUGGAACAGCUCCUUAGACAACACCAGAACCACCACUUCGAUCAUGUUCACAGACAGCCGCCAUCUGCGGGUCCAGUAAGCGGGCUUGCGGAUCAACUGCUCAUGCGACAGACUCAUGAAAUGGCACAGCCUCCUCAACAUCCUCUUGGCCCUCGUGGUGCCAGCUUUGAUCAGCUUCACCAGGGCAGGCAUCAACCUGCGCCUGUAAUGGACCAACUUCUCCGCCAUCGUCAACAAGAACAACAACAGCAACAGCAACAGGUGAGGCAGUUUGGCCAUUCGCAACCGCCAAGGCCCAGUGUUGACGAAAUGCGUAUCUCUGGAGUUUGGGAAGUGGAUGAGUUCGGUCAGUUUGUGCGUACCCAAGCUCAAGCUCCUCUGAGGCCAUUCGAUACGCUGAAGCCACAACCACAGCAACCACAACAGCAGCAGCAGCAGCAGCAGCAGCAGCAGCACCAUAUGCCAAGCUCCUUGGGCAUGUUGCAAGGCUCCAUGCAGCAUCCUCAAGUCCAAGGUCCUCCUCAGCCAGAAAGCCAAGGAGUUUUUGGAUAUGAGUCUGCCACAAGUGUGAGAGGUCCGGCUAGUCUGUUUGACCCUAAUUUGGCAAGAAUUGAGAGGAGUUUGUCAUCUAUGGGAGGGUCUCAGAGAAAGGACAUUGGAGUCGCUGCAGAUUUAGUGGCACAACUUCAAGAGCAAAGAGCAAGGAUUGAGAGGGCAACUAGUGUCCCUUAUUCUGAAUCUUCCGGAUCAUUUUCUCUAGGGUUUCAAUCACAAACCCAAGAUAGACAACCCGAAGCCGGAGCUCUAGGAUGGACCGUACCCACAAGCAGCCCAUCAGGAGAUUUAGAUGCACCUGGGAAGGUGAACGACCGACGAUCAUCGCCUCAAGAUGACGUUAACAUUGUCGAUUCUCACCAGUCUCAGCUGGGAGGGCUUGGUUGGCAAUAUAGAUCAGACUCUCAUCAUGAAGCUAACACCUACCUUGAAAAGGGGAAAGAGAGCAGUACUUUGCCUCCUCUUUCAAAAGUAUUUGGAGGCCAUUCUUGGGAGGAUUCUCAUGAUUUUGGGCGGAAGGAGCUGCCCAGCCAAGGGCUAUCUAGUUCCAAGCCCGAUCCCAUGCCUCCUCAGGCGUUGCUUAGUGAUAUACCAAUAGCGAUCGUGUCUGACCAGCAGAAUUCUACUGAAAGUUGGUCUUCAGGCCUUCAAACAGACACUUCACCUCAAAACUCGGUGCCCGAAACAGCUCCGAUGCCCAGCCAACCAGUCUGGAAACCUGCUGCCGUACCAAAGCCGAAGUCCCUGAUGGAAAUCCAACAAGAAGAAGCAGAACGGAGAAUGGCGGAGGAAAAAGCUGCAGCCGAUGCAGCAUCGCGCUUAAUGUCCUUGAGUGCUACUGGAAACUCGAACAAUUCCGGACCGUGGACUGCCACAGCAGUUUCUCAAACAAAAUCUUUGAGAGAAAUUCAGGAAGAGGAGGGCCGCAGAGCCGCAGCCCUUGGCCAUUCUGGUUCGUCCACUUUUGCUUCUCCUCUUGCUUCGAGUGGAAAGGGUGAGUCUCCUUGGACUAUUUCAACCCAACCAUCAAGUGGUGAGAAGUCAAACAUACGAGACGCGAUUGUCGAAGAGGUAUUAGUGAGUGCACCAAGUAAGAAGGGUGGGGAUGUUCCUGCCUCUGAUAUCUCAACCAGCCAGGUCACUGCACCUGCACCUGCUGCCACUCCACCUCCAGCCUCUGCGGCAUUUGACGAUUCCGACUUUGUGGAACCUAAAGAAUCCAAGAAGAGCAAGAAACGGGCCUCUAAAGCUAAGGGUUUGGUAAGCAAGACGACUCCUACUUCCACUCCAGAACCUGUCCAGAUCUCACCAUCAACAUCCUCCAAGAACCUUGCAGCUCGACUGGCUCAACAUGACCUUGCCAAAGAGGUCUUACCUGCACCUCCUCCAGGCCCCUCUUUGGCAGAUUUUCUGCAGCUCAAGGAAGAAGUGGUUUCCCCGCAGCCACUACCUGCUUGGUCAAUGGAUCUAAGCAAGAAAACUACCAAAUCCUUGAAAGAAAUCCAAGAAGCUGAAAGGCGUGCAAGGGAGGAGCAGGAAAGGCAGUUAAGGGCUGAAGUGAUGCAAGUUUCUGCCCCUAUCAAACCAAUUGUAGCUCGUACCACCAGUGGAUCAGGUGCAUCUGCCUGGCAACGCCCUUCAGUGUCCCCAUCUCCACAAACUUCAAGUGCUGUCCAAUCCAGCUUUGCAGCACCAGUAGCUGCUCCACCAUUGGCUCCAGCCAAUAGCAAUUCUCGAUCAAAAACAGGUGUCUUUGAAGAUGAUGAUGAGUUGUUUUGGGAUUACAGUGAAGAUGUGACACUUAAGAUUGGUGCUGUCAAGCAAGCAACGAAAGCUGAACGGCCAGAAUUUCCGUCUCUGACCGCAGCAGGGAAAGUGGCCGCUUCCAAAGGUCCAGCCACGAAGGUUCCUUCAGUAGUAACACCGACAUCAUCACCAGUACCUGUCCCUUCACCAACACCAGCUUCUGCAUUCCGGCAGGCGGCAGCAGGUGUAGCAUCCCCUCGUGUAAGUCCCAUGGAGUUCCCAUCGUUAUCGGCCAUUGCGAGUGCGAACAUCAAAUCUGCGCCAGUGAAAAGUAAGAAGCAGCAACCAACUACGAAGCGAGCCAACGAAGAUUCAGCUACAUCCUCAGUCGUUCAACCUACAGCUGUGGUUACAACUGAGGGCAAAGCCUUUCGACAAUGGUGUGAACAGCACAUAAAGAAGCUGACGGGAAAUGAUGACAUGACUCUUGUCGACUUCUGCAUUUCGCUUCCAUCAGUUGCAGAGGCUGGAGAGUACUUGACACAGUAUCUUGGAUCCGGCCCCACUGUGCAAAGUUUUAAGACUGAGUUUCUCCGGCGGAAAGAGAUGAUGCCUUCUGAUAUCAUUCGGACGGUUUUCCCUGUGAGUGAUGCAGUGAUCAGGGAUGAAUCUUUGAAUAAGAGUAAUGGUAAGAAGGGAGAUCUCAAGAGUAAACUUGUGGCCUCUUCGACCACUAACAAGGAGGACGACAGUGGCUUUACAGAUGCGGAUGGAAACUCCACCAAAGCAGGCAAGAAGAAAGGUAAGAAGGGCAAGAAGGUGGUUGAUCCCUCUCUUUUAGGAUUCAGUGUCACAAGUAAUCGGAUCAUGAUGGGUGAGAUUCAGCACAUUGAGGAUUAGUGCUCAUCGUAGAUAGUAUCCGUACAUGAUCUAUCGGAUGAUGUAAAAUUUCAAUCAGGUGAUGUAGGUGGAACCAUUCGUUUAAGGUAUAGGGUGUGCUCCAGUAGACUUAGAGCAUACGAAAGGUCAUUGAGACCCUUUGAGGGGGCUCAAGAUUUAUGAACUUUGCUUGCCUUAAGCAACUGCCUUGUUUGGUUGCUCUAGCUUGACGUCUUGUAGAUCUUCCUAUGUCCAUUAAAUGAGGAAGGUAGGGUGUCAGGUCCUGGCCUUUAAGUAGGUGAGGUUGGUGGAGGGUUGCUGAUAUUGUGCUGUGGCCACAACCGCGGUCCCUUUUGUCAGCAGAUCUGUAUAUGUGCUGCAAAUGUAUCAAAUUAUUGAUUGCGUGCAGUCAUUCUCUUGAACAGUGUAACGGUUUGUGAAGUCGCGACUUGUAAGCUUCUUUUGAAUGUACACGACUUUGGAAUUUUUUCCUG
Marchantia polymorpha subsp. ruderalis is the source of this 7620-nucleotide messenger RNA. The record is from the annotation of a GenBank genome assembly. NCBI's taxonomy places the organism in Eukaryota, Viridiplantae, Streptophyta, Marchantiopsida, Marchantiales, Marchantiaceae.